This is a messenger RNA of Schizosaccharomyces octosporus yFS286, 637 nucleotides long. Its product is annotated as copper chaperone. The record is from RefSeq and is a predicted model, not a curated record. The transcript is spliced from 3 exons. Gene Ontology annotation, biological process: mitochondrial respiratory chain complex IV assembly. NCBI's taxonomy places the organism in Eukaryota, Fungi, Ascomycota, Schizosaccharomycetes, Schizosaccharomycetales, Schizosaccharomycetaceae. Gene Ontology annotation, cellular component: mitochondrial intermembrane space. The coding region runs from base 318 to 596 and encodes 92 amino acids.
AUUCAGAAAGAAAAUGUUUAAAGAUUUGGAUUUGUCAAAUACAGUUUAAAAAUGAUAUUCAUAUAAUGGAGGAAACAAUUUUGCAUAGCUAUUACGAGGUAGUUUCAAAACAUCCAACAUACAUUGCCAUAGAGAAAUUAAAUUUUGGAAACUCUGGCAGUAGGGAGUUCAUCAAUUGAAGAGGUACAGAGCACAACUACGAAAAUUGGUUUCCGACUGGAUAGAUGACUAUUACUUUAUCCUAUUUCUUUGUUUUUUGUUUCUAAAUUUCUUUACAUUUAAUUUCAGUGAAAGCAAUAAGUGAUUCGUUUACAAAAAUGUCUUUUGGAGCAGCUGGUGGAUCGAUGCCUAUGACAAGCAAGGAACCUCCUGAGCGAGGCAGUUUUCCUUUAGAUCACUUUGGUGAAUGCACAAAUGUCAUGAAAGAGUAUUUAGAAUGCAUAAAAACGAAUCGAAGUCAACAACAGGAAUGUCGACCUCUUGCCAAAAAGUAUCUCCAGUGUCGCAUGGACACGGGUCUCUUCGGACAGGAUGACAUGCGUAAUUUAGGCUUUGAAGAUGAGGGAACAGAAAGAUUAGAUUCAAAGAAUGAAUGAUUAGGAUAGGAGUAGACCUGGUUUGCUGAAAUGGGUUCAAA